CCUCUUUGUGAAAGAGUAAAAUGGAUAUUAGAGUACAUCUAAUAUUGAAAUUAUUGAUAUUUUCAGGACUAUUUCGAGUGUGCUCACUCAAGGGAGUUGUUGGAAGAGGUGUCGCUCUUUCUGGUACGGUGCUUAAAGGAUCAGCUGUCAGACCAAGACCGGGAGGACCUAAUCUAUGGGGUGGCAUCUUUAUAGGUUCGGGAUCACGAUACGGAAGUGAAAUACUUGUUAUUGUUUUCUGGAUCGCAACAAUUGCUGUUGUGUUUAUAUUCACAGCAUUACUUGCUGUGUGUUACAAAAUAAUAUGCAGAUAUAAAGGACGAAAAGUGCAAGUAAAUGACAUCACAAAAUAAAUAUAUAAUGUAUUUUAUAAAGAAUGUAUGUGAUAAUAUAUAUCAACUCUUUUUGACAGUCAAAUACUGUAUAUUCAAACAGGACCGGCUCAGAUGGCGGUUUUCGGGCCUCAGAACGAGGCCCCGCGCUUAGAAGGCCUUCAAUUCAAAUUUUCGUAGAAAAUUGAAAAAUUUGAUAAAAAUUAUUCUUUUCUUGCAAAUAUUUCCGUGAACCUCCAGU
Centruroides sculpturatus (bark scorpion) is the source of this 573-nucleotide messenger RNA. RefSeq lists its product as uncharacterized. The transcript has 4 exons. NCBI's taxonomy places the organism in Eukaryota, Metazoa, Arthropoda, Arachnida, Scorpiones, Buthidae. The coding region runs from base 21 to 353 and encodes 110 amino acids. The record is from RefSeq and is a predicted model, not a curated record.